AUUGCCUUUACCAAUAGAAUUAGAGGGGCUGCAAAGCCCGGAUGGGUAUUGCCGUAGAUUCGAAUUCACAGUUUCUGCUAAUUUAGCCUGAUACGAACGCGAAGUCAAGUGAUUCUAAUCAGUGUAAAUCUAGUCACGGCCACUGGUUUCGGAUAUUUUUUACUAAGAGAUUAAAACAAAUGAAAAUCCAAACCUGAUUCAAAUUAAAUGUUCGAUCGGAUGUUUUCAAUUUGCCCCUAUUUUCCGUUUAGUUGUUUUCCUCUAGAUUUUAGAUUGUGGCAUAUAGGUACGGUUUUAAUACCUUUUGUUAGCUAUUUAAUUAAACUUUGUAUGUGAAAUGAAAACUUUGGAUUAAUUUAUUCUUUUAAAACUCACGCGCACGCGAGUUGUUAUAUUGAGUGCGCAAUUUCUGAAUAACUCACUUAAUAUUCCUCUCACAGUCAUUGAAUUUUAUGUGAAUGUGCAAGCAGCAAACCAUCAGCUCGAAGCUAUUUGCAUCAUGUAGUUAGCUGAGGGCUUAUGUAUACACGAUAUAGCCGUGAAUAUUGUAACGCGGUAAUCGACGUAUGAGCACAGCCCAUCGAUGGCGGCAAGCUCUCGCAGUGCAUAAAUAGUGAUGUGAAGCGUCGGCGCACCGAGUAAUUCGAAUAAAUACCUCGAUACAAUCGGCUCACCGUUUAACGCGAGAGCCUUUUCCGCGCCGCGGUGAGCCGUUUAGCGAAUUUCAAUAGUUAUCACGCGGAGAAAAACUCACUCGGCGAGAGGGACGGGCGCGAGCUCCGAGGCCAGCGCGAGCGGGACGGACUUAAUAAGAAAGAAAUAAUAAAAAAGCGGUUGUGUGUGCGUGGUCGGAGUGUGGUGGCAUAGGGCGGCGAUGCAGGCCCCUCCCUGUGGCGCGCCGCCUGCCGCCUGCCGCCUGCCUCAGUCGAGUCGACAACGCGCCGAGCCGCACCGGUCCGCUCUACCCGCGUCCAGAGCGCGCGUAAAAAGUUUCAACACACUCUACGAAACUUGCACACCGCGAUUACGAUACCGAACUUAGUAGCGAUCAUUCAUUCUUGCGUUGUUCUGUAGUAGACUAGCUGACAAGUUUGUGUUUUUGAUUUUAUUCGAAAAUUCUGUGAUUUUGCCUGCAUUCCUGUAAAAAUACUUUAUCUUUGAAGUUUUACUCGAACUUCAAAUAUUUUUUGACGAUCGAUUAUUUAUUUUGGAGUUAAUUUGGACGAUAUUCGUAGAAUCAGCAUUAGAAGUGGCAACUGCGAUAAAAUUUUUAGUUGAAAGUUGCAAAGAUUAUGUACUGGAACAUCGAUGGGAUGUUCGGACGGUGACGUCGAGUGGUCAGCUGUAGGCAGGCUGGGCUCGCAGGCGGUCAACUUGAUGCUGCUGCAGGGAGAGGGCCGCGAGCGGCAGGGGCCCGCCAUGGAGGAGGACUGCUCCGCGCGCCCCUGCGCCACCGACUUCUCCAUCGCUGCCAUCAUGGCCAGGGACCGGCAGGAGAGGAGAGAGAGGCGAAGACACAGAGACCCUAGAGAAGACACACUUAUGCCUUUAGAAAAGUUUGUGGACGCGACAGCUUCUGCCUCGGGCUCCCCGUCCCCGCCUCUCGCAGAGUUCGAGCGAGAUUCUCCCGUAGAUGUGUCGUCGACGUCAGAAGCAGGGUCCGCCAGCGGAGCCCCGAGUGGCUCCCGGCCUCUAUCGCCACCUCCCAGGAACCCACAGCUCGUGGAGCGAUGGUCCAGCGAGGAGAUGCGACACAUACAGUGCCACCUCGAAACUAAAGAACUAUGGGACAAGUUUAACGAAUUAGGAACAGAAAUGAUCAUCACUAAGACUGGAAGACGCAUGUUCCCGACGGUGCGCGUAUCGUUCGCGGGGUGCCGCGCGGACGCGCGCUACGCCGUGCUGCUGGACGUGGUGCCGGUGGACGGCAAGCGGUACCGCUACGCGUACCACCGCUCGUCCUGGCUGGUGGCCGGCAAGGCGGACCCGCCAGCACCCGCGCGCCUCUACCCGCACCCUGACUCGCCCUUCUCCGGCGACCAGCUGCGCAAGCAGGUCGUCUCCUUCGAGAAGGUCAAGCUCACCAACAAUGAAAUGGACAAGAAUGGACAGCUGGUCCUGAACUCCAUGCACAAAUACCAGCCGCGCAUUCACCUGGUGUUGCGGCGAGAAGGAGCCGUCAAUGCGCCCAUCACGGACUUAGAACAAGAAGAAUUCAAGACGUUCAUAUUCCCCGAGUGCGUGUUCACUGCCGUCACCGCGUAUCAGAAUCAACUUAUCACGAAACUAAAAAUCGACAGUAAUCCAUUCGCUAAGGGAUUCCGUGACUCUUCACGUCUCACCGAGUUCGAGAGAUACUAUAUCACGGGGGAGCACGAAAGAACAUCAGUCUUCCCCGACGACGCGCGCUACAGCGCCGCCAGUCAUAGGGAGACCAUGGAGUCGAUGUUGGCAGAACAACACUUCCUACGUUCACCACUCCGACCGUUUGAUCUGGAUCAACAUAAUAACAACUUAACGCUGGAGGAGAAGGCGAUACUGGCAGCACGGUCACAACUGUUCCUGCGUGCAGCGUACCCGCUGUACGGCGUGCCGGCCGCGGCGCUGUGGGGGCAAUGGGCGUGUCUGGCGCCACAGUUGCUGGCACAACAGCAUCUCGCAGCCUCUGGGUCCGGCCUGCAGCUGCCACGGCCGGUGUACCCGGGAGCGUUGGGUGCGGGUGGCGCGGGUCCGCAGCCGCUGGCUCAGCACCGAUUCUCGCCUUACCCUGCUCGGCGUGCCUCACCAGGGUCCUCACCAGACUCGCUGCGUGACGCCAGCCCGCACCCCUCGCCGCUGCACCCACCGCAUACCCCGCACACCCCGCACGCGCCGCACCCGCCUCACAGCCCCACUUAGUGAUAAAACGCCGAAUAAAAACCUCCCCGAGAUCUCCCUGUAAUAAUAUGCGAUAUUGUAUGAGAGUCUUUAUAUGGAAUGUUUCUGAGAAAACACAAAAGGAAAUUUGAAGUGCGUCGGUGUUUCGCUGGGAAACGAGAUGGCAUCGUGAACUUCGAUAAUUUUAUGCGCCGAGAAGUGAAUAAACUGAGUGCGAGUGCGUGGAGAACAUUUCGAAGUGCGGCCUGAAACGUCCGAGUAGGAACACCGCGCACCGCGCGCUCUGAAACUGUCGUUACUCAGACUGUGAACUUGUAUUAUAUUGUAAAAUAUUAUUUAAUUGUACUUUAAAUCUGUAAUUAUUGUUAUAUGUUCCUAAUAGUUUCGUCUCGUAGUGAUGGUUUCCGCUAAAUUCAUGUUAUAGCAAAUUAGAGAAUCUCGCAAAAACUAAGCAUUUGAUUGCCGUGUACAUUUCGUUUGAUUUAUUUUGUAACUGCAGAGGUUUAAUAUUGUGCGAGUAUUACAGUAUGAGCUGUUGAUGUCGUGGACGUUGGUAUCUCAAUAUUAGUGGCACUCGACACUACUUGGCUGAUUUCAUCUUGUUUAGGUAAAAUGUGCAAUACAAGAGAAUUAAAAAUUGUUUUAGUGAAACUUAGAAGUUUAGUAAGAUAUAGAUGUAUCGAUAAAUAAUUAAAUAGUAGAAAUUAUAUUGCUGUCUAUGUUUACAUUAAUUGCUGCAUCCAAACUACAAGCGGAUGUAUAGAUGUACCUACACGGUUACUUUGUAGUUAAAUUAUAGUUAUUAAAAAUAAUAUAUUGCUAAAGAAAACAAUUAAAUGUUUGUUAACAUAUA
This is a messenger RNA of Spodoptera frugiperda (fall armyworm), 3730 nucleotides long. Its product is annotated as T-box transcription factor TBX20. Lineage: Eukaryota; Metazoa; Arthropoda; Insecta; Lepidoptera; Noctuidae. Gene Ontology annotation, molecular function: RNA polymerase II cis-regulatory region sequence-specific DNA binding; DNA-binding transcription factor activity, RNA polymerase II-specific. Gene Ontology annotation, biological process: regulation of transcription by RNA polymerase II; positive regulation of DNA-templated transcription; heart development. Gene Ontology annotation, cellular component: nucleus. The coding region runs from base 1309 to 2898 and encodes 529 amino acids. The transcript is spliced from 7 exons. The record is from RefSeq and is a predicted model, not a curated record.